GGUAGCAGUUUCCUCCUGGAGGUUUAGUGUUAGCUCGGAGCUGAUAGCAGUAUCACUGCGUGUCUCACUCUUCGGUCUUCAUCAUGAAUUAAGACGGAACCUCCUGUCACUCUAAACCUCUCGCAACUAUCUGGAAGUAGAAGUGUCAGCGAUGUAUGCCUCUGGCAAAUACAGCUCUCGGGGCCCUGCUCUUAUUCCACGGAUGAAGACCAAGCAUCGCAUCUACUACAUCACCCUCUUCUCCGUCGUGCUGCUUGGACUGAUUGCCACCGGGAUGUUUCAGUUUUGGCCUCACUCCAUUGAAUCCACAGCUGACUGGACCCUUGAUAAGCACACUGUGCACGACGCACCUCUGAUCCGCCUGCCUGCGGGCAGCCCUAUACCCGAGAGGGGCGACUUGAGCUGUCGCAUGCACACCUGUUUUGAUGUAUACAGAUGUGGCUACAAUCCAAAGAAUAAAAUUAAGGUCUACAUCUAUCCACUGCAGAGGUUUGUGGAUGAGUUGGGAGUCCCCAUCAGCAGCACGGGACUGUCUCGGGAAUACAACGACAUGCUCAGUGCCAUUUGUGACAGUGAAUUUUACACCGGCGAUGUCACAAGGGCGUGUUUAUUUAUCCCGUCUAUUGAUUUGCUAAAUCAGAAUUCCCUGCGGGUCAGAGAGACGGCUCAGGCUCUCGCAAUGCUUUCCAGGUGGGACAAAGGAAUGAAUCACCUGCUCUUCAACAUGUUACCCGGAGGCCCUCCAGAUUAUAACACCGCUCUGGAUGUACCCAGAGACAGAGCACUUCUGGCUGGUGGCGGUUUCUCUACUUGGACCUACAGACAGGGUUAUGAUGUCAGCAUACCGGUGUACAGCCCCCUCUCUGCAGACCUCGAGCUGCCCGAGAGGCAGCCAGGGCCUCGGCAGUACUUCAUUCUGUCUUCUCAAACUGCUAUUCACCGAGAGUACCGAGCUGAACUGGAGCGUCUGAAGCAGGAAAACGGAGAGGCACUGCUGCUCCUUGACAAGUGCAGCAACCUGUCCCAGGGUGCUGCGUCCGCACGGAAACGCUGCUAUAAGGGCCAGGUGUAUGACUACCCGCAGAUCCUGCAGGAGUCUUCUUUCUGUGUGGUCUUGCGAGGGGCUCGUUUGGGUCAGGCUGCCCUCAGCGAUGUGCUGCAGGCCGGGUGUGUCCCCGUCAUCCUGGCCGACUCCUACAUCCUGCCGUUCUCCGAAGUCCUGGACUGGAAGAGGGCAUCCGUGGUCAUUCCCGAGGAGAAACUAUCAGAUAUGUACACCAUCCUGAAGAGUAUUCCUCACAGACAAGUUGAAGAAAUGCAGAGACAGGCACGCUGGUUCUGGGAAGCUUACUUCAGCUCCAUGAAGGCGAUCGGCUUGACAACGUUGCAGAUCAUCAACGACCGCAUUUAUCCCUAUGCUGCGCGCACCUAUGAACAAUGGAACAACCCACCUGUGGUGAAAUGGGCCAGUGUGAACAGCCCCCUCUUUUUGCCACUCAUCCCACCGAGGGCUCCCGGGUUCACUGCGGUGGUCCUCACCUACGAUCGCAUCGAAAGUCUUUUCAGGGUCAUCACAGAAAUUUCCAAGGUGCCCAGCUUGGCGAAGUUGGUGGUGGUGUGGAACAAUCAGGACAAAAGUCCUCCUGAAGAAUCUCUUUGGCCAAAGAUGACUGUCCCGCUCAAAGUCGUUCGAACCAAAGAGAACAAACUGAGUAACCGUUUCUUCCCCUUUGACGAGAUCGAGACGGAGGCCGUGCUCGCCAUCGACGACGAUAUAAUCAUGCUGACCGCGGACGAACUGCAGUUCGGUUAUGAGGUUUGGAGGGAAUUCCCAGACAGGCUGGUGGGCUAUCCGGGCCGGCUGCACCUCUGGGACCAUGAACUGGGGAAGUGGAAGUAUGAGUCAGAAUGGACCAACGAGGUCUCCAUGGUUCUCACUGGAGUCGCCUUCUACCACAAGUACUUCAACUAUUUGUACACAUACAAGAUGCCCGGCGACAUCAAGAACUGGGUGGACGCUCACAUGAACUGUGAAGACAUCGCCAUGAACUUCCUGGUGGCCAACAUCACAGGCAAAGCCCCCAUAAAGGUGACCCCUAGGAAAAAGUUCAAGUGCCCUGAAUGUACCGCCAUCGACGGACUCUCGCUCGAUCAGACGCACAUGGUGGAGAGAUCUGAGUGCAUCAACAAAUUUGCGUCCGUUUUUGGGACGAUGCCUCUGAAGGUGGUGGAACACAGAGCAGACCCGGUGCUCUACAAGGACGACUUUCCAGAGAAGCUCAAGAGCUUCCCCAACAUCGGCAGUCUGUGAGCAGCCUCCAGGCAGACGUCUGGGUCUCAUCACGGUGUCCGUACAUCAGCACUUUUCAGCAGCAUUCUCCUUUCAAACGGAGGUUUCCCUGUUCAGACUGUCACCGAGCUUUCAGUUAAAGCAGGUUUCAAUUUUUUUUUCUUAUUUCAAUUCCUUAUUUAUGUUGGAAACACAUUCGGAGACACAUGCCUGGGGAUGGUGUUGGGAUUGGGUGUGGUGUUAGUUUAUUGGUCUUAAAGUACAAAUUAAGGCGAAACAACUGGAGAUCACCGAUUUGAUGAACAUGCUGAGUGAUCAGAGGCUUUUUUUUUUUGGUUCCUCGCUGUUCUUAAGCUGCAAACUCUGAGCUGAAUCUGGUCUAAAAUCAUCCAAACAGUGGACAAAAUCAUAUUUUUUCAGCAGCGCUGUACAAUAGUCACAGUCUAACAGAGUAAUCAUUUUAUUUUUGUCCUGAAACGCAGAAAAACGGACCUUACUGUUUCAGUUGUACUGUACGCAAAGGCAAAAAAACAUAUUAAAUACCAAACUUCCAUGAGGGAACGACUGGAGGACGUCUGUGCGGGCUUCACUCAGCGGCUGAUUACCGUGUGACGACACACAGAUGAUGUACAGUUAAUGUUUCACUCAGAUCGGCGCAUCAGACAAAGCUGGUACUAUAAAUCUAAUAUUUAGAGUGAGUAACUGCUGAUUUAAAGAAUAGAUGCUUGAGCUACUGGAACAGGUCGAGCUGUAGUGUUUUGUUUUUUUUUUUUGUUUUUUUUCUUAAGCUCCCUGUAGAAGCAUUUUAUGUAUAUAUUUAAAUAUAUAUAUAACUUAAAAACAAUACUGCUUAGUAAAGCGUCUAUGGAGUCACUACAUUAUUCAGAUGCUACAUAAACGUUGCAGAAAGUAUAUUGUACAGUCAUAAGAAUAAGAUGAUUCUGAAGUCCACAUUUUUAAAGAUGUGUAUACUUUUUGCUUUUUUUUUUUUUUGUUUUUUAAUUUUACUUUGUGUCUUUUUUUGUUGUUGUUUUGUUUUGUUUUUUUGUCCUUUUCAUUACCGCCUGUCCCCUCCUCAGUAUUCAGGGUGUGACGUUCAGAACAGUGCAAUCUUUAAAAUGUAUUCAUUGCCUUGUGGUGUUUUUAUUUGACUUUUUAAACUGUUUUCACAAACUCAGUCGAGCUGUUCUACAUGUUUUGAAAGACUUCGUAUGUCUGACUGUGUAUAUAUGCCUUUUGGAAUACAUAAGCAAAAAACACUG
Salarias fasciatus (jewelled blenny) is the source of this 3552-nucleotide messenger RNA. It is a transcript of the gene ext2, whose product is annotated as exostosin glycosyltransferase 2. Lineage: Eukaryota; Metazoa; Chordata; Actinopteri; Blenniiformes; Blenniidae. The record is from RefSeq and is a predicted model, not a curated record. Gene Ontology annotation, cellular component: membrane. Gene Ontology annotation, molecular function: glycosyltransferase activity. The transcript is spliced from 15 exons. Bases 152 to 2311 code for a protein of 719 amino acids.